AUGAAUCGUGUAAAGAAAAAAUCAGCCGGAAGUUUUGUGUUGUUGAAGAAAAAGAAAGUUAAGAAGCAACAAGUCCCCGACGAACGGGACAACGAUUCGUACGACUCCAUGGUGGAUAAUGGUACCGAUGAGGAUGAUGAUGACGAUGGAGACGUUAGCAUUGCCGGCGAUGGAAACGAUAGCAUGGACAGUGGACUCGAAAGUGGUGCGCUCGUGCGAACUGCUAAACCACCGAAAAAAUCUGCCUCCAAAGCGAUGAAACGCAAGGUGACCGCACACAACGACGAGGAAGUUCAUCGUAAGCGCGUCAAGGAGAUGAAAGCUCUGUACAAACCACCAACCGUGGAGGAAAUAAACCGGCUAAAGGAAACGGAAAACUAUUACCACUCUAAUCUGUUCCGCAUGCAGACGGAGGAGAUGCUCAAGGAGGUGCGCGUUUCGAGCAAGUUGGGCCGUUUCGUGCAGGUAUGGCUCGAACAGUUCAAAGAGUUUCUACAAACGAUCGAAAACGAAACGAAUGCACGUUCGCUGCUUGAGCUAGACUACGAUGGGUUCGAAUUUCCGAUGAAAGCUGCCGGCUCACAGUAUAUGCAGGAAGUGCUUGGCAAAGAACGUUUCCGAUUCCUCCAGCAAAGACACGUCCGUACGAUCGGAGGAUGUGAUUCAAUGUUGCGCACCACGUUCGGUAAACCAUUGGUCGUGGAUCUGCUCUUAGUUAUGCCGGAUAAAUGUCUUCACAAGGAGGACUAUCUAAAUCUGCGCUAUCACUACAAGCGUGCACACUACCUUUGUACCAUCGCACAACACUUGCUGCAGCAGUCGUCGUCGGAUGGAGAAGAAAAGAUUGUCUCGAACGUACGCUUCGAACCUCUGAAGGGUGAUCGCUUAAAACCGGUGCUUCUGAUGAUACCGGCCGAUGCAACGUUCUCCAGAAAAGUACACUUUCAGCUGCAUGCCGUUGCCGAUGCAACAAGCUUCCCCAAGAAACGUUUCCUUCCGCACCGGAACAAUGUACGUCCGGCAAUGAUCGGAUCGGGUGAGCCGGGUUCGACGGAAGAGUAUGAAAACUUCCCAACGCCGCACUACAACACAUCCAUUCUGUACGAUGUGAGGUUGGCCAAAAAUGCCGAACUGCUCGAAAGCAUCAUCCAGUCGGACAGUAUACGGGAAGCGAUCAUACUGCUGAAGGUUUGGAUCCGUCAGCGACACUUCGAUCGUGGACGGUACGCGUUUGACGGUGCUAUCGUUACAUUCUACAUCGCGUACCUUCUUCAAAAUAGGCGCAUUUAUCCGAAAAUGAGCAGUUACCAGAUUAUUCGACUGUUUUGGAACCAGCUGGCCGGUAGCAGUUGGGACAAAGAAGGAAUCACGUUCGAUAAUAGUAGCCGCGAAACGCUACUAUCUUUCUUCCGCUACUACGAGGUGGUAUUUAUCGAUCCCCUCGGACUGCUCAACAUUGCAGCCAAUCUUCCCGUUGACCUAUACCGUCGCGUUCGGCACGAGAGUGCGUUGGCAAUUCGUGUGUUGGACAAUCCUAAAAUCAACUCAUUUCUUCCCCUGUUUCUGGCCAACUAUCCCGCCUUUACGCAGUAUGAUCACAUCAUCACGAUACAAGGAUCCAAGAUGAUCGCCGCCACAAUCGAAUCCUUCGCGGAAGAUGUCGAUAAACUUGACUACCUGGGUGACUCCCAAGCACUGCUCACACGCAUGGUGGAACGAUUACUACGGAAAGGACUUGGCACACGUGCGUCCUAUCUUGUGCCGUUGGCGGCUAAUCUUAAGCUGGACGAGCCAGCCAUGACAGCGGAACCUCGUCUAAUGCUUGGACUCUCCCUAAACGGUACGGAUGCGUUCAAUCUGGUUGAUAAAGGCCCGGAAGCGAUCGAUACGGUGGCAAGUGAAGCGUUCCGUUCGUUUUGGCAAGGAAAAGCCGAACUACGGCGCUUCAAGGAUGGUUCCAUUACGGAGUCCUGCGUAUGGGGCGAACCGACUGAUCCUAUCGGACAGAAACGUUUGAUCGUACGUUCGAUUGUACAGUUUCUGCUGCAAGCACACCUAGACAUACCGGACAACAAUGUGCGCUAUUUGGCCGAUCAGUUUGAGCACGCUAUUGCACCGUUCCCGAAGAAAACGUUGCACGAAACGAUCGAGGAACGGUCGUUGGCAGUUAUUCGUACGUUCGAUACGCUCGGUCGUAUGAUGCGUGAUUUGGAGAAGCUACCGCUAACGAUCAAUGCUAUCCUUGGGACGGAUGCGGUCUUCCGAUACACCGACCCGGAUCCACCACGACCGACGGCAAGGGCUUUGAUGGUGAAUGGACGGUUGGUGUUUUUGAGUGCGAAACCGAUUCACGCUACGAUUCAGCUCGAGGCGAGCGGAAAAUGGCCUGCAGAUUUGGAAGCGAUACGUCGUUUGAAGACGGCAUUUUAUCUGCGUAUCGCCGAUAGCAUUGGCCAGGAACCGGGACAGGAAACAUCAACCAGCAAACCUCUGGCACAAGCGUGCAAUGAUUAUUUGGAUGUGCUGUACGAACAAUAUCUGUUCCGGUUCGUCAUCGUACAUCAGCGAGAAAUUACCAUUCUGCGUGAGUAUCUCUCCGAAAACAAGGUAACCCGUCUGCAGCAGGAUACGGACGAAAGUAUUGCGCUAGAGAUGCAGGCAACAAUUUUGCCCAAGCUUACCGGGAUUUUGCACGGCUUACAUCAGCAGUACUUCUCGUUUGGUUCGGUAGCGGCAAUCGCCAAACGUUGGCUAUACUCGCAGCUAAUCGAUCCCUAUCUGUGGCCGGACGAGUGUACCGAACUACUGCUAGCCGCCAUUUAUCUUAAUCAACCGGUACAACCACCUAUUCAACCGCAAACGGGAUUCUUACGAUGGUUGCAGUUUGUUGCAUCCACCGACUGGAGCAAGGACAUGAUUGUGGUGAAUCUGAACGACGAACUGGCGAGCGAAACGAUUGAACAGGUGGAGAAACAGUUUUACGAUCGUCGCCAAAGCUUCCCACCGCUGACAAUCGUUACACCGGCCGAUUCCGGGAAGUAUGGAUUGUUUGGACGGAGGGCACCGACGGUAGAGAUACUGAACCGGGUGACAUUGCUAGCACAGGCGGCCACACAGCUGAUUGAUGCGAAUUAUCGUUCGCUGCAGAAAAUUCAGCAAUUCUUCCAACCAUCCCUAGAAGGUUACAAUCUGAUCAUUCACCUUGACACCACAAUCAUAACACCGAUCGGAAUUCGCAAGUCGAAAGAAAUGGCGUUACACAGCGCCCCGAGUCUGUACGCGAAAGCUAACAAUACGGACCCAGCGGCCGGGUUCUAUCCGGUGCGCUUCUAUCUGCAGGAACUUCGUGAAGCUUAUCGACAGUUUGCUAUCUUCUUCUACGAUCCGUGCGGUGGUGAUCGCAUCGCUGUACUGUGGCGCCCGCAAGCACUGGAGGAGAAACCUUUCUCGACUACACACGUAAAUGGAAGAAUGGUUACGGAGCAUGAAGCGCUUCACCUGAACGUGGAUGCACUGGUACGAGACUUUGAACUGCUUGGUCAGGGACUGGUGAGCCGCAUCGAGAGACGACAGUAAACAAUAGUCGUUGUAAAAAUA
Anopheles maculipalpis is the source of this 3597-nucleotide messenger RNA. RefSeq names its product nucleolar protein 6 (gene Mat89Ba). The coding region runs from base 1 to 3576 and encodes 1191 amino acids. The transcript is spliced from 4 exons. Gene Ontology annotation, biological process: tRNA export from nucleus; rRNA processing. Lineage: Eukaryota; Metazoa; Arthropoda; Insecta; Diptera; Culicidae. The record is from RefSeq and is a predicted model, not a curated record. Gene Ontology annotation, cellular component: UTP-C complex; CURI complex; small-subunit processome.